AGUUAAUGCAAAACAAAUACAACAAACCAAACAGCAGUUUACUGUAAAAAAUCUUAGCAAAUAAAUUAAAAUAAGUGCUGAGUAAAUAAAGAACAGCGAAAAAAUUUGGAAGCGAAAAAAAAAACAAAAAACAUGAAAAUAAAAAUAACAAAAUGUGCACACUUGAACGCGCAAGUGAACUAAAUAAAUACAAAUAAGUAAAGAAAUUGCUCUGUGGUAGUGCCAAUUGAGUGCGUCCACAAAAACAUUGGCUCCAGCCCCGUUGUGGUAAUCAAUACAAUACAUACAUACAUAGAUUUUUCUUCGCCCUCGUCGUUCACAUAAAAACCUUCAAAAUUAUUCUCGAAAUGGAUAUGACUUCAACAGCGGAAGCUGCCGCCCGCAGCUGGUAUGAUAAUCCGCGUUUGGGCAGCUCUCCGCAAGCGAAUGGCCUGGGCGGCGCCGGCGCCGGCUUGGGACAUCACGCCCUCACAGCCGCUGGCACCACAGCGAUGGGUGGUGGCGCUGGCCUCGGCGGCGGCGGCGGUGGUGGUGGCGGCGGUCUUGGCGGCUUGGAUACGACCGAUAUGAGCGCCUUCUAUGCGUUGGAGAGUAAUGGCCAUCAUAGACGCUACUAUCCGAGCUAUCAUCAGCACACAUCCCGUAUGCCAUCGUCCCAUACAUCACCGCAAGUGUGUCGGCCGCACUUUCAUCCGCCCCUCGGUUCAUGGCUUACCAGCGAGCAUAAAUCAUUCGCGCCCGCCAGCCCAUGGGGCAGUCCGUUUGCAUGCCCUCAAGAUCCGCAAGUAGACCAUAAGGUUGGCCAAAUUGGCCAGAGCCAUCAGACGGCGGCGGGCCAACAUUCGUUUCCGUUCCCACCGACACCGCCAAAGGAUUCCACACCCGACUCAGUACAAACCGGUCCUUCGGAGUAUCAGGCCGUUGUGAACGCUUUCAUGCACCAGGCGCAAUCUUCCUGCUCUACCUCACUAGCGGACACGAGUUGUGCGCUGGACAUCAAACCCUCCAUACAGAAUGGCCUCGGCAGCCUAACGCACAAUGGCAGCCAGCAGUCGUCGUCGGCGCCAAAGCAACGUGAAGGUACUAACAACAACAAUAAUAAUAAUAACAACAACACAGCGAAUAGUAGUAGUUCGCAAAAUAAUAAUAACAACGGCAGCAAUAAUAACAAUAAUUCCGCCUCAGCAUCCAACAGCAGCAGUCACAAUCUACAUACGCACUCGUCCAGCGCCAAUGCCAUCUCCGCCCUUAACGGAUCAAGCCUAUUCGAUGGCACCGCGCAAGCGCACUACGCCAACAGUCUAGGCAACAGUAGUAGCGGCAAUAGUGGACUCGGUUUGGGUGGAAAUGGCCUAACAGCCAAUACAUCACUUGGCAGCGCGGGUAGUAGCGCGAGCGCUAUGGGCGGCUAUGAUGGUACAUAUGCCUCUUAUGCGGCGCAUCACCACCUGGCCAACACAUCGGCGGCGGUGGCACAUCAUCAGGCAGCCGCUGCAGCGGCGGCGAAUAUGUUUCAAAGUUCCUCAAUGGCAGCGGCGGCUGCAGCGCGGCAUAGCAUGUCGAGUGGCCAUCAUUCGCAUCAUCAUAUGAUGGGUGGUGCGACGACAGGUUCGUCGUCGGGCCUGGGCCAGAGCCAUGGUGGCAGUAGCGGCGGUGGCGGAGGCGGCAGCGGUGGUCUUGGUCUAGCUGGUUUAGGCGGCGGCAGUUUGGGUGGCAAUAUGUCGGCAGGUAGUCAUGGUCAUGGGCAUGGUCAUGGUCACAGUCAUGUGCAUAGUCAUGCGCAUAGCCAUAGUCAGGAUGUGAAGCCGGCGCGAACGAAACCGAGGACCAGUGCUG
This is a messenger RNA of Rhagoletis zephyria (snowberry fruit fly), 1836 nucleotides long. RefSeq names its product GATA-binding factor C-like. The record is from RefSeq and is a predicted model, not a curated record. NCBI's taxonomy places the organism in Eukaryota, Metazoa, Arthropoda, Insecta, Diptera, Tephritidae.